AUGCCAGCUAUGCAGGGGUUGGAACUGAGUCCGGAUCGGGAUCGCGGCCGGGAUCUUUAUGUGGAGCUGUAUCUGUUUGUGGCUGAAAAUAGCGACGCAUCCAACACCAUCUGUUGCGAUCCAGUGUGCCUGAAGGGCAUAGGCAGGGCCUGUCGAAGUGCCCAAGUGGAUCUGGAUCUGGGCAUGGCUCUGGGUCUGGGUCUGUCUAUGGGUCCCGGGGCUGGCCUGUCCAUCAUCAUCGAUUGCGGAGCCCUGGGUUCCGAGUGUCGAUUGUUGUUCUGGGGGCCAAUCAGUCAGCGAGGCACUCAGCGGAGCGCACCUUAUCGCAAUCCCCGCGGACGCAAGGACAUGGACAUGUCAUUAGCCAGGCUUCGGUUCAGUUGCUCCUCGGCGAUGGCCGGGCCAAGAGUGGAGAGCUGGUCGCGAUUCCUGCUCUUGUGGCUAUAUCGUUUUGCUAGGGGUCUGUCGCUGCUCUCCUCGAACCUGGACAGGGAGAAGCUGCAGCUGAAGUCCCCAAGGCAGGGCAGCAGCAAUCGCAUCCUCAGCAUCCUGUGGCGCUGUCUGGUGGUUCUGAUUUACACAGGAGUCUUGCCCUUGCUAACCGCAUCUACCGUUGGCAAACGACUGGAGAGCUAUGCGGAUCUGUUUGCCGCGGUUCAGGCCAUUUCGGUUUCCAUUCUGGCCGUCAUAUCCUUUAUCAUCCAGGCCAAGGGAGAGAGCGAAUUCCGGGAGGUGCUAAAUAGAUACUUAUCCCUUUACCAGAGGAUAUGCCGGACUACGCGUUUGCAGCAGCUGUUCCCACCGAAAUUUGUGGUUUUCUUUUUGCUAAAACUCUUUUUCACCCUAUGCGGUUGCUUCCACGAACUGAUACCUCUGCUGCAACUCGAACACUUUGAAAAUACGGGCAGGAUAGUGGCUGUAGUGUUCGGUAUCUACAUGUGGCUGGGGACGCUUUUCGUGUUGGACGCCUGCUUUCUGGGAUUUUUGGUCUCUGGGAUCCUGUACGAGCAUAUGGCUGCGAAUAUUAUGGCCAUGCUGAAGCGCAUGGAGCCCAUAGAGUCGCCGGAGGAAGGAAGUCGCUUGACCCACUACCGGCGGAUGCGCCUCCUGUGCGACUUUGCGGAUGAGUUGGACGAAUGCGCCGCCAUCUACAGUGAACUCUACGAGGUGACCAUCUCCUUUCGCCGGAUGUUGCAGUGGCAGAUCCUCUUCUAUGUCUACUACAACUUUAUUAAUAUUUGCCUAAUGCUGUACGAGUACAUUCUGCACUAUCUGAACGAUGAUGAAGUGGCCCUGGUUUCCUUGGUCAUGGCCUCUGUGAAGUUGGCUAACCUGGUGUUGCUCAUAAUGUGUGCAGAUUAUACGGUGAGCGAGUCGCGGAAACCACAGAGAUUGCCCCUGGAGAUAGUCUGCAGCGAUAUGGACGAGCGCUGGGAUAAGAGUGUUGAAACUUUUCUCGGCCAGCUGCAAACCCAAAGACUGGAGAUCAAAGUACUGGGCUUUUUUCAUCUAAACAAUGAGUUCAUCCUGCUCAUCCUAUCUGCCAUUAUAUCGUACCUUUUUAUCCUUCUCCAGUUUGGCAUUACAGGUGGCUUUGAGGCAUCCGAGGAUAUUAAAAAUCAAUUUGAUUAAUCUCGUCUUGUUGUUAAAAAUAGUAAAUAUGUUAAUUAUUCCUAACUUUCCCAACACCCUCACCUAGGAACUAUGUAUCUCUGCUCACCUUUUAGUUAACCCCUGCCUUCGGAGUUCACCUGAACCGCCCUGAGUUCAUUAUCGUUCAUUAUAUCUCAUACCACAAGACAUUCUGAUACAAUUUUCGGAGUGCCUCUGAGAUGAGCUCGUUAAGCGACCAACAAAAAAUUAAAGAAAUGGGAAUGAGCAACGAAAAAAUUGAAAUUUCACGUCUGACACGGUGUAAUUAUCAUAGCUCCUCCACCUCCUGUACGCCCGCUACUCAAAUCCCACACCCAUUACUCCCACUACACUGAAAGAAAUAUUAUACUACAAAGAAUUUCAGAAGUUUGUGAAAAAAUUAAAUGUUAGUUUUGCACAUACCUUGUAUUUAUAUGAUCUUUAGAAAGUUUUUAUGAUUCCGAAAAAUGGUAUGGUAUCAAAUAAUAA
Molecule: messenger RNA, 2121 nt
Organism: Drosophila biarmipes
Lineage: Eukaryota; Metazoa; Arthropoda; Insecta; Diptera; Drosophilidae
Gene: Gr93a
Product: gustatory receptor for bitter taste 93a
Exons: 4
Coding region: 1-1632 (543 amino acids)
Biological process (GO): sensory perception of taste
Cellular component (GO): membrane; dendrite; axon
Source: RefSeq, a predicted model, not a curated record